UCACACCCCCCCUAAAUGUGUCAUCGUGUAAUUAAAGCACUGGUUUACGUGUUCUACCUCUACAGGAUGGAAUAUAUCAGACCUACUCAAAUGUUUAUCAUUUUGAUAUUGUCUCAUUCUCUUAUUGAAUUAAUAAGACUGACAUGAGGGCACUCCCUAUCACAACUAUCGGUUAAAGAAAAUUCUUCAUUCUUUCAAGUGGCAGUCUUAUGUGUUAAAGCAAAAGAUUGUAAAUUUUAUACCCUUUAUAUUAGGACUGGCAAAUUUUGGCAUCAGUAUAUACAUUACCACCAUUCAUGAACAGAACCAACAUGAUGCAUAUUGAAAUUGAGUAUUGGUUUCCCGUGAACUUGUGUGAAUAACAUUAAGGGUCAAUGUGACAAAAUAUAAAAACUAUCAUACAAUUUGUUAUUUGUUAAAUUAUGUGGUGAACUACUUGUGGACUAUAUCCUGUUUCAGCACUGAUGACACUACAGUGUUUUAACACAGAUGCACUAUUUUAAAGCAAUAGACAUUUAUUAUGAAAAUGUCAGCAAUUCUUUUAACUCCAGGGAAAUGCAUUGGAUUAGAGAAAAAAUACAUGAAGAUACAGAGUAUAUGUCCAUGUGGAAAACAAAUUUUCUUUAAACAAUAAAAAGGUGGUAGGUGAGGAACAAGCUUCUCAUCUUGGCAGAGCACAAGGGAUAGACACAAGAUUGGACAAAUGCUGAAAAUAUACUAGUGCAGCAAGCCCUCCCCCCAUGUGGAUUAUUUUCUUUACCUCAUUAACACUUCCAUUUUUUUGCACGACUCUGCAUUUGGGAUGUAAAUAAGUUAAAAGCAAGAUAACACCAAACAUGUGAAAAGGAGAGAAAGUUGACCCUGAGGGAUGUCUUUCACCAGGAGCGGAUAAGAGGCAUUGGAUAUAGAGAUGUAUGGAAACAACUUUAUUUGCAGUACCAUCCCUAAACCAAUUCCUGAAGUUUAUUCCUAAACUUUGCUUUACAUUUCGCUAUACAUUUCCAAAGCGCCGUGCAGCCAUUCAAUGCUGAUUCCUGCCUGCGCUGUGUCAGAUAAGCCGAUAACUACCCUGAUGAGAUAGAUGAGCCAAUGCUCCGAAGUACAAACAUUUUCCCAGUGACUGGCAGGCCGGGGAGUCACGUUUGGAAAAGACGUUCGGCUUUGCAGUGGAUGAGGACUGGAACCCAGGGGCUCUGUAGUCUCCUUUGUAAGAGGGCAAGGGAGGGGACGUCAGUGUAAAUCCAUCCCCCUUCCUCUCCGUGUGAGUGAGAGUCUCUGCGCGCAGCUCUGCCUCCCAGCCACCCUCCCACGCCUCCUGCGAGGUGCAGCCGCUCUACAUAAACACAGCCUCGCUGCUAGCGCCGGGGACUUGCCUCUCAGCCUGACCCAGGAAGAGGAGGCGCGCCUAGCGGACACGGGAGCGGGGAAAUAAGCUAGGCGUGGGGGAGCCGCGCCCGCAGGGAGGGAGGCGGCCAGGGGCUGUGCCGGAGCGGAGGACUGCGAAAGGGGCCGAGAGGCGGCGGCCCUUCCCACGGCCGGCGGGGCGGGAGGAGAGGCGACUGCCCCCCGCCACCCGCCGGAGUAAGGGCAGGCGGCGGGCUCGCUCCGGGAUGGCGCUGGCGGACAGCGCCCGGGGGUUGCCGAACGGGGGCGGCGUGUCCCCGGCGGCGGGGCCGGGCUCGGGGGCGGCGGCGGCGGGCUCGUCCGCCUUCCCGGAGAUCGUGGAGCUGAACGUGGGCGGGCAGGUGUAUGUGACACGGCGCGGCACGGUGGUGUCGGUGCGGGACUCGCUGCUCUGGCGCAUGUUCUCGCAGCAGCAGCCCGGCGAGCUGCCCCGGGACAGCAAAGGCCGCUUCUUCCUCGACCGCGACGGCUUCCUCUUCCGCUACAUCCUGGACUACCUGCGGGACCUGCAGCUGGUGCUGCCCGAGCACUUCCCCGAGCGCAGCCGCCUGCAGCGGGAGGCCGAGUACUUCCAGCUGCCCGAGCUGGCCCGCCGCCUGGCGCAGGGGCGAGGGGUGGCCGCCGGGGGAACGCGCCCCGCCGCCCUGCACCGCGACGGCUCCCUCUGCGCCGACGAGCCCCCGCCCUUGCUCGGCUACCUGGAGGCGGAGCCGCCCGAGGGCGGGGUCGCCGCCUCGGCCCCGUCGCCCACCUCCAGCCGCAGCCCCUCCGGGGGCCCGCUGCUCACCCCGUCGCAGUCGCUGGACGGCGGGGCGGGGCGGCGCUCGGGCUACAUCACCAUCGGCUACCGCGGCUCCUACACCAUCGGGCGGGAGGCGCAGGCCGACGCCAAGUUCCGGCGGGGGGCGCGCAUCACCGUGUGCGGCAAGACGGCGCUGGCCAAGGAGGUGUUCGGGGAGACGCUGAACGAGAGCCGCGACCCCGACCGCCCCCCCGAGCGCUACACCGCCCGCUACUACCUCAAGUUCAACUUCCUGGAGCAGGCCUUCGACCGCCUCUCCGAGGCCGGCUUCCGCAUGGCCGCCUGGUCCUCCACCGGCACCUGCGCCUUCGCCCCCGAGCAGGGCGGCCCCGCCGACGACAAGAUCUGGACCAGCUACACCGAGUACGUGUUCUGCAGGGACUGAGCCGGCUGGCAGCAGCGGGGCAGGCCGCCCCGUGCGCCCUCAGCCCGCUCCCGUCCACCUCCCCCUCCAUCCUCCCAGCCACACCCCAAGAGAUGCUGGAGGCGCUGCUUCCUUCAGGCCCAGGGCAUGAGGGGAGUUGCCUCUCCCUCGCUCCCAGAGGCUCUCUUCCCACCAACUAGGCAACCUGCCCCUCUGAAGAGGUGUAUGUAUGUGUGUGUGAGGGAUAGAUAACUGUUUUUUCUUGUCCCAUGCGCAUGCUUUCACUUCUCCUCCGUUUCCCUGCCCAGAUUUAAAAUUGCCCACCCAAAUGCAAUAUGGUGCACGGGACAGCUGUCUAUGAUGUGUUGCCCUCUUGCCCCUGAUUUUCCUCCAGGAACAGUGUGUGGGGUGAUGCUGGUAGCGAUGACUGGCCCUCCAAGACCAAUUACUCUCCUAUCCCUUCCUACUCCAUCUCCUAUCUUUCCUAAAAGUUCUGAACUUUAAAGAUCUUGAACUGGAUCAAGUGUGUGUGGCUGGGGAAGAAGGCUGAUGGCCAGGGACAACUACCAAACCAAGUACUCUGGUUUACCAACCAAUUGAACUGUUAAAUCCAUUUGGAAGAACAAUGGCUAUCUUCACUAGAUAUAAAGUAACAUUUUAUUGAAAACGUACAGUGCUUGUGAAUCAUAACUUUCAUAGGUGGUGUAAAAUCCUUAGUGUCAGCAUAUACAGGAACUACAUAAAAAUCCAUUGCACGUUCCUUACAUGCCUUUAAAGUGGAUUGGUGUGACAUAAGCCAGGCUGGUCAGAGAGGAGAUAAGAGUGCCUGCUUCCUAUGAAAGUGAGAUUUUUAGCUGUUGAAGUAAUACAAGUUUAUAAAUCCAAGUAAAAAGGAGUCCUGCUUGUUACUUCAAGUGUUGCCACUUUAGCACUAUAUAAUUGUUGAAGCUAACUGAAAUGCUUCCUCAAAUGGCUUUAACAAAAUAAAUGCUGAUUUUUAGUUUUUGUAGCCGUAUUAUUAGAAAAAUCACACUAAGUAACACUUCCUAGGCAUAAGUACUUUAUCAAAAACAGGUAGAGAACUAAACACAGCCCCAACAAAACAGGAGCAACGAUCACUUGCUUCAAUGGGAGUUAUUCUCCCUACAAUAGUGCUGAACUUGGUCUGUAUAAUCUAGCAAAUUUAGAACAGUUUCUCUUCCAGAGGAAGCAACCAUAGCUUCAUGUGGAAGAAUAACAUAUUGUAUAAGCACAAGCGUUUGUAAUAAAUGAUGAUUUAGCAGUCCUUUCUAAUGAGCGGCUAAGGAUCUGACUACAAAUGCAGUUUGCACUUCUUGAAUUUUUUUAAAACAUGAGUUAUCUAUUCAAGCUUCAAUAAAAGAAAAUGACACCUUAACCAUCCUAAAAGUUCAAGGACUUAAUGAUGCAUAGUGAAGUUACAAAGGUAAAACUGCAGUUUAACUGAUUGUUCCUGACUCUUGUAUUUAAUUACUAGCACUUACAAUCUAACCAAAGAGUUUCACAUUGGGGUUUCAUUUUAAAAUCUCACUUCCUUUUUAUAAAGCGAUAGCUUCAGAUAAUAUGAAACCUUUUUUAUUUAAGUAGCUUCAAAUAAUUAUGAAGCCUUUUUAGUUAAGUAAUAUUCACCAAUUCGAGUUUCAGUGCUUUUUCUCUCUUUUCACCACUUACUCUUGAACUAAAGGCAAGUAAGACUGCAAAUUAUUUUCAGUGUUAUUUUCAUAGUUUUUUAUACAUUAAGGUAGAGUUAACCCAUGUAAUUAAGCUGAAAAUAUACAUGAGAGCAAGUGGCAUUAUCCAGUUGUAGAUAAUUGUAAAAUGAAAUAUUUUUAAAAGUGAAAUAUAAAUUUCAAAUUAGAUGAGCAAUAAUAAGAAAGCAGUGGAAGGCCAGUGCACCAGAAAACAGAAUGAAAGCUGGUUAUCCUAAGCCUUAUUCUAAGAUCAUUUCUUUGUGUAAACCUUAUCUAUACCACAAGUGAAAGGUUAUUGAUCACAGCUACUAAGUAUUUACAGUGUCAUUCCUAAGUUAAUGACUAUCUUUUUCUAGUUUCUGUUCAGUAACUUUCUCUGAAGUAUGUUUUUUAAAACUUUGUAUAAAAAAGAUUUUCAGUAAGUGUUUAAAUUAGCUCCAGCUAGGUUUUUUUUUAAACAACCUUGUACUUUGGCUUAAGUCCAUCAUAGGAGUUAUGAAUGGAGGACCAUUAAAUUGAAUUUGUGAUUUAGUGUAUAUACACUAUAUAAACAUUUUACACGAAUCAUCUAGUUUUUUAUUCAUUUUAGUGCAACGAAAUUUCAUAAAUUAUAUCUAGCCUGAACACUUGCAUAUUGCUCUGUAUAUAAUAUGGUAAUAUUUUGAUCCAUUUCUAAUACCUGUUUCUAUGGGGAAAAAACUGAGUAUGGAUAUCAACAUGACUGUAGGACUAAGUUUGUCUACACUUACUUGCUUAAAUGUGAAUUAUAACUAAACUUCUUGUUGGCUAGAUGCCCCCCCUAAAAUGAAGAUACCUGUAUUUUGAUCAAUAAAUGUCUAUUUGCUAGCAGAUGACCCAGAAGAUCCUAUGUUUAUUAAAAAAAAAAAAAGAAUGGGUAUAAUAAAAUCAACACAAGUAUUAAUUUUUUUCUAAACUUUGUGUUUGUGAUAUUAAAGACUACGCAGUGACUGGUAAUGAUACGGAACCUUUGACUUAUAGGGCACUGAUUCUAAUCUGAACUCAGGUUGGUGGAUGUGUCCUAAAAUAAUUAGCUGUUUGAUAGCUACCAUAGCUAUUGUUAGUCUAUGUAAAAAUGAGUUGGUAGUUGCAGACAAAUUGCUAAUGAGCAGCCUUUCACUGGACAAGUUAGUGAGUCUUGAUGUCUCUCUCAGAGCUUAAGGAGUGAGUGGAUGUGGUUGCCUUUAGAGGCAGUCCCUCUCCAGGUUAAUGUGGAGGCAUGCUAAUGGAGCACUGUACAUAUUUCUGGAAUUACUGUUGCUCACACUUUGCCUGUUCUAUGAAUAAAUACAAGUCUGAUACUAUUAAUGAGCACUAACUUUUUUUUAAGGCAGUUUCUUUUAAUUAGAAAUGAAGGCACAGGUAUCCUACUUUUAUCAGUCGUGUGUCAUAUAUGGUAUCUCUUUAUAACAAAUGUUUGAUAGGAUGUUUAUAUUUUUGUACAUGUAGAUAAUUAGCCAUAUAUUCAUCCUUUUUCACAUUGUAUAGUGAUGGCAACAGACGUCAUCCUAGGAAGAUGUUACAGACCAAAUUAAAUUCUUGUUCUUUUGAUA
Messenger RNA from Pelodiscus sinensis (Chinese soft-shelled turtle), 5850 nucleotides. It is a transcript of the gene KCTD12, whose product is annotated as potassium channel tetramerization domain containing 12. The record is from RefSeq and is a predicted model, not a curated record. Gene Ontology annotation, cellular component: presynaptic membrane; postsynaptic membrane; signaling receptor complex. Lineage: Eukaryota; Metazoa; Chordata; Testudines; Trionychidae. Gene Ontology annotation, biological process: protein homooligomerization; regulation of G protein-coupled receptor signaling pathway. Gene Ontology annotation, molecular function: protein binding.